Messenger RNA from Aspergillus sclerotioniger CBS 115572, 2658 nucleotides. RefSeq names its product actin-domain-containing protein. The transcript has 7 exons. The record is from RefSeq and is a predicted model, not a curated record. The coding region runs from base 1 to 2658 and encodes 885 amino acids. Gene Ontology annotation, molecular function: uracil DNA N-glycosylase activity. Gene Ontology annotation, cellular component: mitochondrion; nucleus. Lineage: Eukaryota; Fungi; Ascomycota; Eurotiomycetes; Eurotiales; Aspergillaceae. Gene Ontology annotation, biological process: base-excision repair, AP site formation via deaminated base removal; base-excision repair.
AUGAAUCCCUCCGUCGCACCCUCAACGGCUGAAUAUGGUGGGGAUGAGGUCUCGGCGAUUGUGCUCGAUCCCGGCUUCUCGACGACACGGGCUGGUUUUGCAGGGGAGGACACACCCAAAUCCUUGAUUCCAACAUACUAUGGCAAAUAUUCCUCGGAGGGACAGGAAAACUUGAUUUUCGGUGACGAUGUCUUUGUUACGCCCCGACCCGGUCUGUCGAUCCACAACCCAAUGGGUCGGGACGGCAUCGUGGAGGACUGGGAUAUGGCCGAGAAAGUGUGGGAAUACGCCUUUACUUCGCGCCUAACGGGCCCAAAGCCUGGCAACCCUCUACAUAACGGGCUGAAUGAUGCACCGGAAGGCGAGUUGCCCACAGAGAUGGAAGGGGUGGAAUCCGAGGAGAAGCUGCUUGCCGAUAGCCCAUUGCUGAUGUCGGAGCCCGGCUGGAAUCCUACGAAAGCGCGCGAGAAGACUAUUGAGAUUGCCAUGGAAAAAUGGGGAACCCCGGCCUUCUAUCUGGCCAGGAAUGGAGUUCUCGCAGCCUUUGCGGCCGGCAAAGCAUCCGCUUUGGUGAUUGACAUUGGCGCUUCUAAUAUCUCCGUGACCCCGGUCCACGACGGCAUGAUACUGAAGCGGGGAGUGCAACAUUCUCCCCUCGGAGGCGAUUAUGUCUCAUCUCAGAUUCGCGCACUCUUCAAGUCAAACACACCGCAGCCGAUAUCGAUCACACCUCAUUAUCUGAUUUCGUCGAAGACGGCGGUCGACGCUGGCCAACCCCCGCAAGCCAAAUACAAGACCUUCUCUCCAGAACGGGCGCCUGAUGCAUCCUACAGAACCCUCCUGGAAGAACGGACACUGUCCGAGUUCAAGGAAUGUGUCGUUCAGGUCUGGCCUGGCCCCAAUAAACUGUCUGCCGCAGGCCCCAACGGUGUCUCGAACGAAGAACUUGCAAAGAGCAAUCCUGGUCGGCCUUUCGAGUUCCCCGAUGGCUAUAACCAAGUCUUCGGAGUCGAUCGCUAUAGAGUGGUGGAAUCCCUAUUUGACGCCAAAGCUGCGAUUCCGGACCCCGAAUCGGUGUUUAUCGCACCGACGCCGGCCCAAACCGUGCCGGAGCUCAUAAAGAACGCGCUGAACGGUGUCGACGUCGACAUCCGCCCGCACUUAUUGGCGAACGUCGUUGUGACGGGUGCCUCGAGCUUACUCUAUGGUUUCACGGACCGUUUGAACCAGGAGCUCAUGCAGAUGUUUCCAGGUCCGCGCGUGCGGAUAUCGGCCCCGGGAAACACUGCGGAGCGGAAGUUUGGUUCCUGGAUCGGUGGAAGUAUUCUCGCCAGUCUGGGGACCUUCCACCAGAUGUGGAUCUCUAAGAAGGAGUUCGAUGAACAUGGCCCAAAUAUUGUGGAAAAGCGCUGCAACUUGGUUAUUUGGUCCUCGUCUUCUCAUUGUUCCUCAUUCCCAUCCCAGAACCCUACUUCCUUUGGCAGACUUGCUGCUCGAGUUAUUCAUUCUCACGAUCGCCCGCGACAGCUUGCACGAAUUUUGGGCGCCAAACGUGAUGCUAACCAUUUGACGGCACCGGCGGCCGACUCGAAGAAACCCAAAGCCAAUGGAAGCAUCACUUCAUUUUUUGGGGUUCCCAAGACAAAGUCGAAUGAUCCAAAGUCGCCAAUCACGUCGUCAUCCUCUAGCUUCAAUAAGCAAAAAUGGGUGGCUUCAUUAACUCCAGAACAAAAGAAGCUCCUUCAACUUGAGAUUGACACCCUGGACGAGAGCUGGCUGGCACAGCUAAAGGAGGAAGUGGUGAAACCGGAGUUCCUGGCACUGAAACGCUUUCUCCAGAAAGAAAAGCAAUCAGGAACUAAAGUCUUUCCUCCUGAAGAUGAAAUUUACUCUUGGUCCCGUCAUACGCCUCUCCAUAAAGUGAAGGUAGUCAUAAUCGGCCAAGAUCCUUACCAUAAUCAUAAUCAGGCCCACGGCCUUGCAUUCUCCGUCCGCCCCCCAACUCCCGCUCCGCCUUCACUCGUCAAUAUCUUCACCGAAAUCCGUAAUGACUAUCCCUCCUUUCAAAGACCUGCAAACAAGGGCGGCCUUCUCACUCCCUGGGCCGAGCGUGGUGUAUUAAUGCUCAACACCUGCUUGACCGUUCGUGCACAUCAGGCUGCUAGUCAUUCAAACAAGGGGUGGGAAUUGUUCACGCAAAAAGCCAUAGAGUUGGUGGCCCGAGUUCGGACACGUGGGGUUGUCUUCCUUGCAUGGGGCACGCCUGCAGGAAAGCGCGUGACAGGCAUCAAUAGAGCAAAGCAUUAUGUCCUGCAAUCAGUGCACCCAAGUCCGCUAAGUGCAUCAAGAGGAUUCUAUGGAAACCAGCAUUUCAAGAAAUGCAACGAGUGGCUUGCUGAACGCUAUGGUGUUGACGAGAUCAUCGACUGGGCCUUGACUUCGAAGAACAAAACCAGUGCCCCUCUUGCCACCAUUCAGAGCCCGGCUUCAACGGACACCUCUAAGACGUCCGCCGCAGAAGAGUCAGAUGCUGGCUUUCCAGAAGAAGAAAAUAACCAUGCGACAACAGAGCCCCCCAGGUCUACUGACACUGCUGACGAAUUUGAAGAUGACCUCGAUGCGCUGGAAGCCCUAGCAGCAACGGAAACGAACAGGUAA